Molecule: messenger RNA, 1725 nt
Organism: Acomys russatus (golden spiny mouse)
Lineage: Eukaryota; Metazoa; Chordata; Mammalia; Rodentia; Muridae
Gene: Prkar2a
Product: protein kinase cAMP-dependent type II regulatory subunit alpha
Exons: 11
Coding region: 249-1457 (402 amino acids)
Biological process (GO): regulation of protein phosphorylation
Cellular component (GO): cAMP-dependent protein kinase complex
Molecular function (GO): cAMP-dependent protein kinase regulator activity
Source: RefSeq, a predicted model, not a curated record
CGGCGGCGGCGGCGGCGGGGGCUGCGGCCGGGUGACAGCAGCGGCGGUGCCAGGCUGGCUUGGUAGCGGAAGGGUCACGCGGCCCGCACAACAAACGCACACCGGGCCGAAAGAAGGCGCGACGCGAGGAAGGCCGAGGCGGGCCGCGCGGGAGACCGCGGGCGCCGAGUGACAGGCCGGCGUGAGGGAGCGCGCAGGUUGCAGCCGCCGGCGGCCCCGACCCGCCGGUCCCCUCGGCCGUCGCCGGCAUGAGCCACAUCCAUAUCCCGCCGGGGCUCACGGAGCUGCUACAGGGCUACACCGUGGAGGUGCUGCGGCAGCAGCCGCCCGACCUCGUCGACUUCGCGGUGGAGUACUUCACACGCCUGCGCGAGGCCCGCGCCCUGGAUACAGACUCGUUCAUCGCCACCCCGACGACCUUUCACGUGCAGGAGUCCUGCUCGGUCGCCGUCGUCGAGGAGGACGAGGAGAGCGACUCCGACUCGGACGAACUGGACCUGGAAGUUCCGGCUCCUACCAGAUUUACUAGACGAGUAUCAGUCUGUGCGGAAACCUUUAACCCUGAUGAAGAAGAGGAAGAUAAUGAUCCAAGGGUAGUGCAUCCCAAAACUGAUGAGCAGAGAUGCAGGCUUCAGGAAGCUUGCAAAGAUAUUCUUCUUUUCAAAAACCUUGAUCAGGAGCAGCUUUCUCAAGUUCUCGAUGCCAUGUUUGAAAAGAUAGUCAAACCUGACGAGCAUGUCAUUGACCAAGGAGAUGAUGGAGACAACUUUUAUGUCAUAGAACGGGGAACCUAUGACAUUUUAGUAACAAAAGAUAAUCAAACACGUUCUGUUGGUCAGUAUGACAACCGUGGCAGUUUUGGAGAACUAGCUCUGAUGUACAAUACCCCAAGAGCUGCUACCAUUGUUGCCACCUCAGAAGGCUCCCUUUGGGGAUUGGACCGGGUGACUUUUAGAAGAAUCAUCGUGAAAAACAAUGCAAAAAAGAGGAAGAUGUUUGAAUCAUUUAUUGAGUCUGUGCCACUCUUUAAAUCACUAGAGAUGUCAGAACGAAUGAAGAUUGUGGAUGUGAUCGGAGAAAAGAUCUAUAAAGAUGGAGAGCGAAUAAUUACUCAGGGUGAAAAGGCUGACAGCUUUUAUAUUAUAGAGUCUGGAGAAGUGAGCAUCUUGAUUAAAAGCAAGACUAAAGCAAACAAGAAUGAUGGGAACCAGGAGGUUGAGAUUGCCCACUGCCAUAAGGGGCAGUACUUCGGAGAGCUUGCCCUGGUCACCAACAAACCCAGAGCUGCUUCUGCUUAUGCGGUUGGAGAUGUCAAAUGCUUAGUUAUGGAUGUUCAAGCGUUUGAGAGGCUCCUGGGACCCUGCAUGGACAUCAUGAAGAGGAACAUCUCUCAUUAUGAAGAGCAGCUGGUGAAGAUGUUUGGCUCCAACUUGGAUCUGCUGGACCCAGGGCAGUAGAUGUGAUGAAUCUCGGAGCCUUCUCAGUGUGACAUCAAAACCUUCCAGUCAGCCACAGAACACACACAGAAAACAGACACAACAGAAUCGUUCCUGCUGUUGUCACCGCCGCUGCCAUUGCUGUGGUUAAGGGCAUUUAGAAAUCUUGAAAGUCAGCACUGAAAGAUGGACAGAGGCUCCACCCACACCCACACCUCCACUUUGCUUCUGAACGCCCGUCAUUAGACCACUUAUGUAACGAUUACUCCAACCAGUUUUCACAUCUUUA